Messenger RNA from Dichotomopilus funicola, 450 nucleotides. RefSeq lists its product as uncharacterized. The transcript is spliced from 3 exons. The coding region runs from base 1 to 450 and encodes 149 amino acids. NCBI's taxonomy places the organism in Eukaryota, Fungi, Ascomycota, Sordariomycetes, Sordariales, Chaetomiaceae. The record is from RefSeq and is a predicted model, not a curated record.
AUGACUUCAUCGAAAUUCUCGCGCUUGGUGGAUCGAACGAACCGUUUGGUGGAUCAAACGAAGCGGACACUCUCCCGAGAGCCCCGCACGCUGACUCAGACUGUGGAGCACCCGCAAGGCCUGGACGUUGUCUCUGAGGGCCACGAUCCGAUCAUUGACAUAGUUACCAUUCAUGGCCUCAAUGGCCACCGAGAGAAAACAUGGAUGGCGGAAAACGGCGUCCACUGGCUCCGAGACCUCCUCCCCGAAGACCUCCCACAAGCGCGCAUUCUCUGCUGGGGCUACGACGCGAAUACCCAUACUAGUAGUGACCGAGCGAGCUCACAGUAUCUCCAUGACUACGCGAUAACCCUGGUGUCGGACCUGUGCAGGAAGCGAAAAUUGACGAAUUCUACUGACCGGCCGAUCAUUUUUGUGGCUUACAGCUUGGGCGGGCUCUUCCUCAACUAA